AUGUUAUCGCACGAGACAAAAACUGAGGGUUACGCCUCGGCAGAGCCAGUCAAACAUGAAUACAGCAACGAUGGAGUGGGUGUCGCAGAGGCGGGUGGUCUCUCCAACCCGGACCAUGUCGACCUGCACCGUGCCCUCAAGGCUCGUCAUAUUACAAUGAUCGCCAUUGGCGGUGCGAUUGGAACUGGAUUGAUCAUUGGUACUGGUGAUGCUCUUGCAAAGGCCGGCCCCGGCUCUGUCCUGAUCGCCUACUCUUGGGUCGGCUUCAUUGUCUAUCUAGUCAUGUGUGCUCUCGGAGAGAUGGCCACCUGGCUUCCCCUCCCUUCUGGUUUCACUGGCUACGCGGUUCGCUUCUGCGAUCCUGCUCUCGGUUUCGCUCUCGGCUGGACAUACUGGUUUAAAUAUAUCAUUGUCACGCCGAAUCAACUCACGGCCGGUGCACUUGUCAUAUCAUACUGGUUACCACAGGAAAGAGUGAAUGCAGGCGUCUGGAUCGCAAUCCUUCUUGUCGCCAUCGUGUGCAUCAAUUACUUCGGCGUCCGCUUCUUCGGCGAAUUCGAGUUUUGGCUGUCCUCAUUCAAGGUCAUCGUGAUCCUUGCCGUCAUACUGCUCAGUUUCAUUCUGAUGUUGGGAGGCGGCCCUGAUCAUGACCGGAAAGGCUUCCGCUACUGGAAAAAUCCCGGUGCCUUCAACACCUACAUCCUGGACGGAGAUGCUGGCCGCUUCCUGGCAUUUUGGUCCACCAUGGUGAGCGCCACGUUCGCCUACCUUGGCACGGAGUUGGUUGGCGUGACGGUAGGAGAAGCGCAGAAUGCGAGAUCAACUGUGCCAAAAGCAAUCAAGUUGACCUUUUGGCGAAUUCUGGUGUUCUACAUUCUCUCCGUCUUCUUGGUGGGCUGCUUGGUGCCAUACAAUGACCCAAAGCUCCCAUACAAUGAUUCAAAGUUCAAAUUGAGCACUUCUAGUGCAGCUGCCUCGCCAUUUGUCGUUGCCAUCAAGAACUCGGGGAUCCCCUCCUUGGAUCACGUUCUCAACGCUUGCAUCUUGGUCUUCGUCUUUUCCGCUGCCAACUCCGAUCUGUACAUUGCCACCCGAACUAUCUACGGCCUGGCUCGCGAGGGUAAAGCUCCUAAGAUCUUUGCCCGUACGGAUCGGCGCGGUGUCCCCGUGUUCGCUCUGGCCAUCUGCUCUGCGGUUGCCCUGAUCGCAUUUAUGAACGUCGCCAACGACUCCCGCACCGUCUUCAAGUAUUUUGUCAAUCUCGUCACCAUCUUUGGUCUACUGACUUGGCUUUCCAUUCUCGUCACCCAUAUCUAUUUUGUGCGAGCAAGAGAAGCUCAACGAGUGCCUAGAUCCGAUUUAGCGUACGUUGCGCCUCUCGGAAUUUGGGGAUCGUACCUGGCGCUGGCAUUUUGCAUCCUUAUCAUCUUCACGAAGAACUACGACGUCUUCGUCCACAGCAAGAAAUAUGGAAACUUUGAUAAAAUCGGAUUCAUUACAGCCUACCUCGGAAUACCGCUCUACCUUCUACUUCUCUUUGGCCACAAAUUUAUGACCGGCUCUAAGGGAGUCAAGCCCGAGGAGGCCGAUCUGUGGACCGGCAAAGAUGAGAUCGACCGGGAAGAAGCUGCUUUCAUUGCGGCGCGCAACGCGGAGAUGGAAAAUCAUGCUGGGUCCCACUGGUUCUAUCGCAAGUUUGUUUCUUGGUUGUUCUGA
Messenger RNA from Penicillium diatomitis, 1716 nucleotides. Its product is annotated as dicarboxylic amino acid permease agtA. Gene Ontology annotation, biological process: amino acid transmembrane transport. The coding region runs from base 1 to 1716 and encodes 571 amino acids. Gene Ontology annotation, molecular function: amino acid transmembrane transporter activity. The record is from RefSeq and is a predicted model, not a curated record. Lineage: Eukaryota; Fungi; Ascomycota; Eurotiomycetes; Eurotiales; Aspergillaceae. The transcript has 5 exons. Gene Ontology annotation, cellular component: membrane.